GACAGAGACCAACAGGAGAGAUGGUAAAGAUCAUGGGGUGUUGUCCUCUCUUUAUCUAAUUCUCUCUUUUAGCAUCUCUGCUAUGUUCUCUCUUUCUUAUUGCUAGCUAUUCCUCGGUCCAAGAUGUACUUGUACUACUACUCCUACUACACUAGUACCUUAUAAAUAUAUUUAUAUAUAUUUACAUCUUCUCUUACACGCAAAGAGAUGUUUCUUUGUCUUGGACUCGAGCCAGACGAUCAGCUGUGAAAUCACUCAGAUCGCAAAAGAUAUUAUUAUUGUUGUUGUUGUUGUUACUCACUUACUCUCUGUUGUGCUUCUCUUUGGUAAGUCUUUCCUCAUUCCAGAAGUGGAAAUCAAGCCAUAGUAGCUAGCUAGUAAUGGAAAAGAAGAUGGAUCAGAAUCAUUCUCCAGAUGUAGAAGAAGACAUGACCAACCAACUCAUUCCUGCCAAGAGACCAAAGGGUGGCCUCAUAACCAUGCCCUUUAUCAUAGUAAAUGAAGCUCUUGAGAAGGUGGCAACCUAUGGGCUUUUGCCAAACAUGAUACUGUAUUUGAUGAAAGAUUAUCAUGUGGGAUUAGCCAAAGGAGCAAGCAUUAUCUUCCUAUGGUCAGCAGCUAUCAAUUUCAUGCCUCUUAUUGGGGCAUUCCUCUCUGAUUCUUAUCUGGGUCGCUUCCUCACCAUAGGCUUCGGUUCCAUUGCCAGUUUCAUGGGAAUGACUCUCCUUUGGUUGACAGCCAUGGUUCCAAGGUCAAGGCCUUCUUCAUGUGACAUAUUAACACAAAUCUGCAAAUCCCCAGCAAGUUCCCAAAUGGCAAUUCUAGUACUUUCCUUUGCUCUCAUGGCCAUUGGAGCUGGUGGAAUCAGGCCUUGUUCUUUAGCAUUUGGAGCAGAUCAAGUUGACAAAAGAGACAACCCCAAGAACCAAAGGGUUCUAGAAAGGUUCUUCAAUUGGUAUUAUGCUUCAGCUGCUGUUUCUGUCAUAAUUGCCUUAACUGCCAUAGUCUAUAUCCAAGAAAAACUUGGAUGGAAAUUGGGUUUUGGAGUUCCUGCACUUCUUAUGCUUUUUGCCACUGUCUUGUUCUUCCUUGCCUCUUCUCUUUAUGUCAAGCACAAGGCCAGUAAGAGCUUGUUCACUGGAUUUGCCCAAGUGGUUGUGGUUGCUUACAAGAACAGGAAACUUUCAUUCCCAUCUGGGAACUCACACAAUCUUUAUCACCACAAGAAGGACUCUGAGGAUGUUGCGCCAACAGACAAAUUAAGGUGUUUAAAUAAAGCUUGUAUAAUUAGAAAUCAUGAACAAGACAUUGCCCCAGAUGGGUCGGCUUCAAAUCCUUGGAAUCUCUGCACAGUUGAGCAAGUUGAGGAGCUUAAGGCCCUUGUCAAGGUCAUACCAAUUUGGUCUACAGGGAUUAUGAUGUCCAUCAACGUUAGCCAAAGCACCUUCCAAUUACUUCAAGCUAAAUCCAUGGAUAGACAUUUGGGAAGUUUCCAAGUCCCGGCUGCUUCCUUUGCCAUGUUUGUGGUCAUUUCUUUGGCUCUUUGGGUUGUUAUCUAUGACCGAGUAAUUCUACCUUUAGGUUUGAAAAUCCGAGGCAAGUCUGUUAGGAUUGAUGUGAAAACAAGGAUGGGAAUUGGGCUAAUUUUCUCAUUCUUGGCAAUGGUGGUUUCCGCGGUGGUGGAGAAUGUUCGACGCAGGAGGGUGAUACGAGAAGGCUUCCUAAACAAUCCCCACGCAGUUGUGGGGAUGUCGGCUAUGUGGCUCAUCCCACAACACUGCUUGAAUGGCUUGGCAGAAGCCUUCAACGGGAUUGGCCAGACGGAGUUUUACUACUCAGAGUUUCCCAAGAGCAUGUCAAGCAUUGCUUCUGCUCUCUUCGGAUUGGGAAUGGCCGUGGCGAGCCUGUUGGCGAGCGUAGUUCUAAGCGCCGUGGAUAAUGCAACUUCAAGAAAGGGAAAAGAGAGUUGGGUUUCUGAUAACAUCAAUAGGGGUCACUAUGACUAUUACUAUUGGCUUCUUGCUAUUAUGAGUUUUGUGAAUCUGUUUUACUAUCUGUUCUGUAGUUGGGCUUAUGGACCUUGUGCAGAACAAAUGAAAAAAGUUACGGAUGAGCCUAAUGGCACAAGGGAAGAAGAAAUGUCCAAGGUAGGGAGAAUGCUUAGGGAUGAAGGAAAAGAAGAGAGAAAAGAUCAGUUACCUAUCUAAGAAGAACUCCGUGAAUUUUCUUUCCUGCUUGAUUGCUCCUAGGCUUGCUGCAGUAUUAACAGUGAUUGUAUGCUUUCUUUUUGGUGAUUGUGUGAUAGUGAAUUGGUCAUAACUUACUUUUGUAUGUCAUGUAAUUGUUGAAAUUUUUGUUUGAAAUUGGUCAUUCUGUAUUAAGAGUUAAUUUUAGUCCUAUAGUGAAGAAAUUUUGGCUUUU
This is a messenger RNA of Morus notabilis, 2421 nucleotides long. Its product is annotated as protein NRT1/ PTR FAMILY 1.2. The transcript has 4 exons. Gene Ontology annotation, cellular component: plasma membrane. Gene Ontology annotation, molecular function: transmembrane transporter activity. Lineage: Eukaryota; Viridiplantae; Streptophyta; Magnoliopsida; Rosales; Moraceae. Bases 381 to 2207 code for a protein of 608 amino acids. The record is from RefSeq and is a predicted model, not a curated record. Gene Ontology annotation, biological process: transmembrane transport.